UUAAUGUUCUUGAAGCUGUUUGGAGACACGUCGAUUGUAGACGUUUAUGGCGCACCAGCCGACUAAUGCGCUAACUUUCCAUCUCUGUGUUUCUUGUGAUUGAUUUCCAAAGCAUAUGUUAUAUUCGCUCUGAAAUGUGCAAUAAAAUGAAUUGUAACUCUUUAAUGAGUGCUUUUAUUUUGUUAUUUGUAAUUCAUUGUGUCAAUGGCUUGUACUUUCACAUCGCUGAGACAGAACGAAAGUGCUUUAUUGAGGAAAUACCCGACGAAACUAUGAUCACAGGAAAGUACAAGACGCAGCUGUUCGACCCGCGCACCGGCGGCUUCAUGCAGACCAACCAGGGUAUCGGCAUGCACGUGGACGUGCGGGACCCGGAGGACAAGCCGAUCCUUUCAGCGGUAUACUCGGCCGAAGGCACGUUUACGUUCACGUCGCACACACCCGGAGAGCACGUCAUCUGCCUGUACUCCAACAGCACAAAGUGGUUCGCCGGAUCACUGCUGCGGGUGCACCUAGACAUCUCGGUCGGUGACCAGGCUGUCGACUACGCCGUGGUGGCCAAGCGGGAGAAGCUGACGGAGCUGCAGCUGCGCGUCCGUCAGCUGCUCGACCAGGUGGAGCAGAUCAGCAAGGAGCAAAACUACCAGCGCUACCGGGAGGAGCGGUUCCGCAGCACCAGCGAGUCCACCAACGGCCGCGUGCUCUGGUGGUCGCUGGCCCAGACGUGCGUCCUGCUCGCCAUGGGCUACUGGCAGAUGCGACAUCUCAAGUCGUUCUUUGAGGCCAAGAAACUGGUGUAGGGACUGCUGCGGCAGCGGACCGCGAGUGGGUGUCCGAUAGAACAAAGGGGCGGCGAUGUGCCGCGGCGGUGACACUGAAGGGGACGGACCGGAGGAUAGUGGUGCGGCUGUGGCCGGGUCUGGGCGCCGGUACCUCUGUCAGGGGUGUCCGCGCGGCGUACCGGUCGCGUUCCACCCGCGGUGGCACGACGGGACUGCGGCGCCCGGCGCGCGGUCAGUGGCGGUGACCGGCGGACGGCCGUGCGCCGGCGGUGGACGGUGUUAGCUUGUGACAUGGUUUCCGAGCCGGGCUGCGGGGUAGGUCGAAAAUGCGUCUCUGGGGCGAUAUGUGCGCCCGUUCGUGAUGAUGGCUUGCUUUCAUUGAUUUCCUGGAAUCUGUAGUAGCACUAGAAGGCUCGGUGGUCAGCUCGGCUGGGUGCGUCUGACGCGUCCCGCUAAUGUUCUUUGUUACACCCUCAACCAUACGACAGACGCCGCAAAAACCGGAGUGUAUGACCUUUGGUGAUGAGCACUUUACAAAAUAUAUGGUGAUAAAUUUAA
Messenger RNA from Amphibalanus amphitrite, 1340 nucleotides. RefSeq names its product transmembrane emp24 domain-containing protein eca-like (gene eca). The record is from RefSeq and is a predicted model, not a curated record. Lineage: Eukaryota; Metazoa; Arthropoda; Thecostraca; Balanomorpha; Balanidae. The coding region runs from base 135 to 800 and encodes 221 amino acids. Gene Ontology annotation, biological process: intracellular protein transport; Golgi organization; endoplasmic reticulum to Golgi vesicle-mediated transport. Gene Ontology annotation, cellular component: Golgi apparatus; endoplasmic reticulum-Golgi intermediate compartment; endoplasmic reticulum. The transcript has 5 exons.